Molecule: messenger RNA, 1335 nt
Organism: Arachis stenosperma
Lineage: Eukaryota; Viridiplantae; Streptophyta; Magnoliopsida; Fabales; Fabaceae
Product: WAT1-related protein At3g28050-like
Exons: 7
Coding region: 96-1211 (371 amino acids)
Cellular component (GO): plasma membrane
Molecular function (GO): transmembrane transporter activity
Source: RefSeq, a predicted model, not a curated record
UUAAUCAAAAUGAGUCCACUCUCACUGAUGAACUGAACUUUUUGCUGUGCUCUUCAUUCGGAUACCAAAAAUCAGAGGAAAUCAAAGUCAUAAUUAUGGCAAGAAGAUGGUCCUUCUACAAGAAUCUGCUUCCAAUCUUGUUGCUUAUUGGUAUAGAGUGCAAUGAUAUGGGGUUACUCACUUUGUUCAAAGCAGCCACCAAUAAAGGCAUGAGCAACCAUGUGUUUGUUGCAUAUGCUUAUGCUAUUGCUACUAUUGUUCUUAUUCCUGCACCUUUCAUCUCCAAAAGAUCAAGAGUGGUUCCUCCACUCAGUUUCAUCAUACUUUCCAAAAUUGUCCUUCUUGGGAUCAUAGGAAGUUCAUCUCAAAUUCUGGGGUAUGCUGGAAUUAGUUACAGUUCUCCAACACUUGCUUCAUCAAUUGGCAACUUGGUUCCUGCUUUCACCUUCUUGCUUGCAGUCUUUUUCAGGAUGGAAAAGAUAGAUGUAAAAAGUAGAACUAGUCAAGCUAAGGUAAUGGGAAGCAUAAUAUCAAUAGCAGGAGCAUUUGUGUUGACUUUCUACAAAGGUCCAUCUAUCAGCAACAAUUCUCAUACCAAAAUUACCUCAUUGCCCCUGCUACAACAACCAAUUAACAUUCCCAGAGCAGUGGACACAAAUUGGGUCCUUGCUGGAAUUCUUCUAACAGCUGACUAUUUACUUUUUUCAAUAUGGUACAUUUUACAGGUGGAUGUAUUGAAGGAUUACCCAGAUGAACUAAGUAUGCUCUUCUUUUACAACGUGACUUCAACCAUCAUAUCUACAAUUGUAGGUUCAAUUUUAGAGCCUAAUGCAAGUGCUUGGAAGAUAAGGCUAGACAUUUCAUUGGUCUCCAUUCUUUGCUCAGGUUUACUUGGAAAGUUCUUGAGCAAUGCAAUUUAUGCUUGGGUGAUGCACAUAAAAGGUCCAGUUUUUGUAACAGCAUUCAAGCCACUAUCAAUUGUUAUUUCUGUUGCCAUGGGAGUCAUGUUCCUAGGUGACACUCUCUAUAUUGGAAGUAUAAUUGGGGCCACAAUAAUAUCAAUUGGACUCUACACUGUAUUGUGGGGAAAAUCAAAAGAAGAGGCAGAGGAAGAUGUUAUUGGUAGCCUAGAAUCACUAACUAGUGAGAAUGUUCCAUUCUUGCAUAGCUACAACACUUCUUACUCUGAAAAGAAAACAGACACAAAUUAAAUGUGUAAAUGGCAAGGCACAAACAACUUUUCCUAUAUUUAACCUUAUAUAAAGAAGAUGUAGUAUAACAACUUAAUAUAUGGUUAUGACCUUAUGGGAAUCAAAUUUACGGUUCGGUUUUCAA